AUGUGUCCCUGCAUCCUGAGUGGGUCGGGCCACAGGAGGGCGGCCCGGAGGGAGCUCUACUGGGUCCUCCAGCCGACCAGGUGCAUCUCAGUUGCUCAUCGAUCAAGUCUGAACAAGACGCAUCCUCUCUCUCAGCGCCUUCCAUCACCUCCACCUUCACCACAGAGGAGGAUCACAGCUGCUGAGCUGUCAGGGUCCCAGCAGCUCAGCAAGCCCAUGGGGCCUCCUCCUCUGCCUCUCCACAGCCAUGAGCAGAGGGCCCUACAGAAACAUGGCGGGGGCGCGGAACAGUCUGAUGAAAGGCGUUGGGAGCUCGGGCGGCGGGAGCGACGGCAGGGCAGCGGCCAGGCAGCCCAGCUUCGCGAAGGCUCUUGGCACGCGCCCUCCCCGCCACCAAGAAGCCCAAGAGGAAGGUCAGCUAGGCUGGCCGAAGGCGCGGGAAGGAAGAGCCCAAGCGGAGAUCUGCCUGGCUGUCAGCUAAACCUGCUCCUGCAAAAGUGGAAACGAAGCCCAAAAAGGCAGCAGCAAAGGAUAAAUCUUCAGACAAAAAAGUGCAACCAAAAGGGAAAAGGGGAGCAAAGGGAAAACAGGCCAAAGUGGCUAACCAAGAAACUAAAGAAGAUUUACCUGCAGAAAAUGGAGAAACUAAAACUGAGGAGAGUCCAGCCUCUGAUGAAGCAGGAGAGAAAGAAGCCAAGUCUGAUUAAUCGUACACCAAGUCUUAUCAGGGGUCCCUGUCUCCCUUCUUGUACAAUCCAGAGGAAUAUUUUUAUCAACUAUUUUGUAAAUGUAAGUUUUUUAGUAGCUCUAGAAACAUUUUUAAGAAGGAGGGAAUCCCACUUCAUCCCAUUUUUUAAGUGUAAAUGCUUUUUUUUAAGAGGUGAAAUCAUUUGCUGGUUGUUUAUUUUUUGGUGCAACCAGAAAAUAGUGUGGGAUAUUGAAUUAUGGGAGGCUUUGACCGUCUUGGGUCUCAGCUUAAUAUUCCAUAGAUGGGGGUUAGUUUUUAUAUCCUAUAAUAUAAAGCAUACUAAAUGGCAAUGUGGAGUCCCAGGCCUGCAUUUAAUGUCUUAA
Lemur catta (Ring-tailed lemur) is the source of this 1071-nucleotide messenger RNA. RefSeq lists its product as uncharacterized. The record is from RefSeq and is a predicted model, not a curated record. NCBI's taxonomy places the organism in Eukaryota, Metazoa, Chordata, Mammalia, Primates, Lemuridae.